Penicillium macrosclerotiorum is the source of this 1677-nucleotide messenger RNA. Its product is annotated as pyridoxal phosphate-dependent decarboxylase family protein. The transcript is spliced from 2 exons. Gene Ontology annotation, molecular function: carboxy-lyase activity; pyridoxal phosphate binding. Gene Ontology annotation, biological process: carboxylic acid metabolic process. The record is from RefSeq and is a predicted model, not a curated record. Bases 1 to 1677 code for a protein of 558 amino acids. Gene Ontology annotation, cellular component: cytoplasm. NCBI's taxonomy places the organism in Eukaryota, Fungi, Ascomycota, Eurotiomycetes, Eurotiales, Aspergillaceae.
AUGUCGGACGUCUCGUUCAGUCGCGCCGAUGAGGUGCAGAAUCUCCUGAAAGCCGUCGAAGAUCUUCUUAUUCCUUUUAUCCGGUCCGCAGACGAGCGCCUGGCACCAGCAUAUACGAACGGUGCCAAUGGGGGUUCGGAGCCACAAGGGACAUCGCUAGUGGACUUUAAGAAGCCAGAAGAACUGCGAGACAUUUUGCAGCUGGAUAUUCCCAAGCAGGGCCGCAAGCAAGAAGGCUUGAUUGAGGUGCUUCAGAAGGUGUUGCGGUACUCGGUCAACACCUGGCACCAGGGUUUCCUUGAUAAACUCUAUGCAUCGACUAAUGCCCCUGGAGUGGCUGCGGAGCUGAUUCUCGCCACUCUCAAUACCAAUGUCCACGUUUACCAGGUGUCGCCAGCGCUCACGGUCAUUGAGAAAUAUACUGGUCAACGAUUGGCGAACCUAUUUGGCUUGGACGGCCCUCAGGCCGGGGGAAUAUCUGUGCAAGGUGGCUCUGCUUCAAAUACUACGUCAAUCGUUAUUGCUCGCAACAACCUCUAUCCCAGCACGAAGACGGACGGAAAUGGUGGAUACAAUUUCGUGCUGUUCACAAGCGCCCAUGGACAUUAUAGCGUGGAGAAGGCGGCACAAAUGCUUGGAUUUGGUAGCAGUGCUGUCUGGCCCGUGCCAAUUGAUAAGCAGGGCAGAAUGAUUCCCUCGGAGCUGGAGAAGCUUGUACAGAAAGCUCAGGCCGAGGGUCGAACUCCCUUCUAUGUCAAUGCCACGGCCGGUACUACAGUGAUGGGAUCGUUCGACCCCUUUAAUAAGAUUGCAAUGAUCUGUCAGAAGUACAAUCUGUGGUUCCAUAUCGAUGGGUCUUGGGGCGGCUCCUUCGUUUUCUCCAAAAGACAAAAACAGAAGCUGGCAGGUUCAGAAAAAGCAAAUAGUAUUGCGAUCAAUCCGCACAAGAUGCUCGGUGUGCCUGUGACCUGUUCGUACCUACUGGCCGCGGACAUGCGCCAGUUCCACCGCGCAAACACACUACCCGCUGGCUACCUUUUCCACAACGAGGAUACUGCACCGACUCAGAAUGGCGAUGCUCAUGAUUCAGAGCUCGAGGUCGAAUCACCCGAAGUAUGGGAUCUGGCAGAUUUGACUCUGCAGUGCGGCAGACGCGCGGACUCUCUUAAACUUUUCCUGGGGUGGACAUACUAUGGAUCCGAAGGCUAUGAACAGCAAAUUGACUCAGCGUGCGAUGUCGCGGUCCACUUGGCCACUUUGAUUUCUGAGAAUCCGAACUUCGUUCUUGUUAGUGAGAACCCGCCUCCCUGUUUGCAAGUAUGCUUCUAUUAUGCUCCAGGCAAGGAGGUCGUGUACCCGCGUGGAAUCGUGUCCAACGAGAUCCAGCGUGCCAAAAACAACAGCAAGGUCACGGAGCAGAUCACGCAUGCUAUUGUCCCUAAGGGCUUCAUGGUUGAUUUUGCACCCCCGAGUGGAGAUGAGGACGCGGCUGGAAAUGGCAAAUUCUUCCGCUGUGUUGUGAAUGUGCUGACGAGCAAGGAGACUGUUGAGUCCCUGGUGCAUGCUAUCGAAGAGGUUGGUCCUGCUAUUGUGGAGUCUUUGAAGGUGGCCACGCCAGUCGUUCCUAAGAAGCAGCCUGGUGAGCACGGACACGGUCCAGUUGUCCACCAUACCUGA